Molecule: messenger RNA, 1456 nt
Organism: Orbicella faveolata
Lineage: Eukaryota; Metazoa; Cnidaria; Anthozoa; Scleractinia; Merulinidae
Product: dCTP deaminase-like
Cellular component (GO): cytoplasm
Molecular function (GO): dCMP deaminase activity; zinc ion binding
Source: RefSeq, a predicted model, not a curated record
AUGUCGCGUCUGAAAAUUGCCCAAGUGUUGCGUGACGACCCUGAUAUCCUUUAUGCUGCAGAAUGUUCACGCGACGACGUCCAUGGUGUAACCCGUCUGUUGAUGAAGCACCACAAUAUGGCUCAAGGUUGUAAAGUGUUCGUCUCACGAAAGCCGUGUUCUUUCUGCACAAAGCUUCUGGUGCAAUCUAAAGUCAAGAGAGUCUUCUAUCUGCCAAUUGAACCUGAAUACAUAGGUCUAGAUAAAGAGAAAUUUGAAGCCGAAAAGUCGUGUGUCGAUAAUCUUUUUAAAGUUAGCGCAAUCGGUGAAACCACGUUUGUUCCCAGAGUGGAAGAGGAAGUCGUGGAAGCUAGCGAGAAAAAGAAGAAAACCAAGACACCCAUAGCGGCUUUAGAGGAGCUACAGAGAGAGCUAUUUAAAACCUACUGGGAGGAAAACUGGAUGGCACGCGCCAAAGACGACCUUCCAUGGCUAGCUUUCGACGAAAUUAUGAAAAAGCAGGUCGAGAGUGAUUUUAAUGACCUCUUUAAAUGGAUGGCUCACGUUUUUGUAGGCUCAGAAAAAGGAUACAAAUUUGAGGCCCUAAACCAGAAUGGAACGACCUCGUUCGACCCAGCGAAAAACGAGCUUGAUCAUUCGCAGGCCUCUUUCUUCAUAACCUUUGCAAAAUUCUUAGCCGAGCGGACAGACGAGCCUACUGCAGGAGUGGGUGCGGUGGUCAUUAACAAAGACCAUGAAAUCGUAGCUAUCGGUUGGAAUGGAUUCCCGACGAAGGCGCUGUACGGUGAGUUUGCAAGGGCUUCUCGUCACGAUUCAAGUGUUAAAGAUAAGAAGUAUCCGUAUUCGAUCCACGCUGAACAAAACGCCUUGCUGUUGCGCAACACCAAGGACUUUGCGGACGGAACGUUGUUUGUAACAAAGACACCGUGCGAUGAAUGCACUCCACUCCUCCAGAUGCAAGGAAUCAAAACCGUUGUUAUAUGCGGAAAAAUGCAGAAUGAGCAGCGACAAGGUUUGAGCUAUCAAAAGUUCGAUGCCAAAGUGAAGGAAGGUAUUUUCAUUUGCUUUGAAACGAAGAAUGCCGAUGAUAAACCAGAGGCCGUUCGCGCUAAGAAGAAAUUACCCCUGUAAAAGAUAUUCGUUAAAAUGUUUGUGUAUGAGACAUGUGCAUAUACGUACAUCAUUAACUGGAUGGCCACAAUUUUGUAGAACGACGACGCUAACAACACGGUUAGAUAGAUCAGCCGAAGUCUUUCACAAAGACCUAUGAUUAUAGGGCAUUUAGUAUAUGUGCCACAAGAUUAGGAACAAACUGCCACUUGCCAUACGCAAGUCAAACUUUAUCAGAGCUUCAAAAGAGGACUUAAAACAUACCUCUUUGAACUAUUUGUGGACAGCCACUCAUUGUGUUUGUAGGCAUCGUGAAUAUUUUUUAAAUGUACUUAGUUUUUAAACC